GCAAGCCACAACGCUUGCUAUACAUACUCUAGCUGCCGCACCAAGGUUGGAUCUUCACAACCUCCCUAGCGAUUUCGGCCUGGAGAACCCUUUACGCGAGCAUGAGGGUGAAGAAGAGUCUCUUUGGUCCUUUCGAGAGCGAUUCAAGCCAACCCGCCCAACCUUUCAACUUUAGCUGGACAAAUCCCUUUGAAGGACUCAGUCCCUGUCGAGCAGCCCCCCAAAGAAGAUGGGUCCCUCUCGCCGCUCGAUGACCGUAUCUAGACUCUGUAUGAUACCUACCACACCAGCUAUGCAGUUCCCAUCAACGAGACAUCCGCGCACAUGCAGCAGGCCAAAGACUUUGCCCUCGCCUUGCUUCAGCGCCACUACCCCGAGUCUGAGGACUACUUAGUCGAGCCGGCAGCUCUGGGUCCAUACUCUGCUAAGGGCAUCAUCAACUUCAUUCUCAAAGAGAGCAAUGAGUCUGGUUCUGACCCAGACACUCCUCCACCGAAGAAGCAGAAGCGAUCGGCAAGGAAGAUUAAUACUCAUUACUCCUUCGACGCGCCUUGGCAUCACAUUGAGCCCGAGAACAUGGCCGCUUUUGUCGUCAGGAAGGGCGUGCCGGAAGUGCAUGAAGGUGUGGAGACAGUCACCUAUCGCACGCACACCUGCCUCGUCAUCAUCCUGGACGAUCUUUCUACAUUUCAGCGCUGGUCCCGAGCUAAUAUGAACCACCGCGGCGACGUCCUCAGUGACUUGCUUGGGGUUGCAGGUGGGGUUGAGAAGGGUCAUGGCAUGCUGGUCUUUGGAGCAAGGUUGGAGGUGUACGACUUCGAUGCCAAGGACGGCAAUAUGCCUAUCAAGCCGUACCAGAACCAAGGCUGGAGGAUAGACAUGCGCACCACCAGCCUUGCAGCGGCUGAUGAGGUGUUGCGCGGCUUUGCUGGACAGGAGGUAGUCUACAAGGAUGCGCUUUGAGGUAUUCGCAAACCUCGGGCUUAAAUUUCCUGCUGUUCAAGAGGUAUAG
Molecule: messenger RNA, 1012 nt
Organism: Macroventuria anomochaeta
Lineage: Eukaryota; Fungi; Ascomycota; Dothideomycetes; Pleosporales; Didymellaceae
Exons: 2
Coding region: 325-963 (212 amino acids)
Source: RefSeq, a predicted model, not a curated record